CAACGAACAAGACCGGAAGCACAGAAUGACUGCCAAACCCGAUAAACCAAUCAACGCUUCGCGGUCUUUUUUCUUAACCUUGUUGGAGUAGGCGGAAAUGUUGCAUGUUCUUGUUUUUGUAACGUGGAGAGAUAUAAACGGCAUCUGAUGGUGUAGUUGGUCGUUUAUCCAAUUCAAAGCUAGGCAUGCGUCAAUACCAACCCAGUGACCAUGCCUCUCCACAAGUACCCCUCAAAGAUCUGGGAAGCCCUUAAACUGAAGCAGGGGAUCUAUGCCUUCCUCCCCAAACACUACCUCUGCUCUCUGGAGGAGACUACGCAGGCCACCCCGGUCCACUGGAAGGCCCUGGGAGUCAAAUACAGGGCCAACCCCAAAACAGGGCACAAGAAGUGGGUCCAAGACAUCCCCAUCCCCAUUUUACCCCCUGAGUCCCAGGACGGCCUAUGGGGAGGUGAAGGAUGGAUAUCAGGCUUCAGAUAUGCAAACAAUGACAAACUCUCCACCAGGCUGGAAAGAGUCUGGAAGCCCCAGCUGUUCACCAGAGAGCUGUACAGUGAGCUCCUCAACCACAAGCUCACCAUCACCGUCACGGCUCACAUCCUUGACCUCAUUGACUAUUACAUCCUGAGGACACCAAAGGAGGACCUAAUGGACCUGAGGCGGGCCAUGCUCCUGAGGCUGGCCUUUAAAGACACCAAGCUCGACCCAAAGGACCCUGUCAAGAGGGAGAGGAUCUACACCAAGCACAAGGAGUUUGAGAUCCCCGCAGAGGAGGCUGAGUGGGUUGGCCUGAGUGUGGAUGAGGCCGUGGAGGAACAGAGACAACUGGAGCACAAGGAGCCGGAGCCUUUGUUCAAGAGCUGUGUGGAGAACCCGGUGAAGGAGCUGGCCAUCCAGAAGCUCUCUGAACAACAGCUGGUGGAGGAAAAAGUAAGGGCCAUUUUUUCGAGGAGCGCUGAGGUCACUUCCUGUUGAUGGUGACACUUGGGGACACUUGGUGGUCACUUGGUCCCAUUGAAAGACACUUAUUUAUUCAGGUUCUAUUUUUCAGCAGCUGAUUUGGGCUGAUUCAUCUGGGUUGUUACCUUGUAAAUAUUACCCAUUCAGUGCUAUAUCAUUUGUCUAAGGAAUAAAAUAUUCAUUUUUAAUCUGUUUUUAUUGGCUGAUUCUUAGUUAUUGUUGUGGUUAGUUGUACGGUACUGGGCUCUUGAUUCCUAAUCUAGACUGUCAUACUCAUGUUUAUCCUCUAGAUGGGAGUGACUACCCCUUUUUCAGUAUCAUUUUAAGAACGAUAGAAGACAGCCAUGGGCCUCAUUUAUCAAAGGUGCGUGCACACAAAAAAAUACUCUAAACCUUGCGUGUGCCCGUUUUUCCACAAAGGUUGGUAUUUCUCAAUUUUGAUGUUUAUGGGAAAGUGUGCGUAUCGCACAUACAGCUCAGACCAUAUGUGAAAAACUCAUUUAUUUGAAUGCAUUCAGUUGUGCAACUGGCUAGGCAUCCCAUUUCCCCAUGCGUAUGCACAACUUCUAGUGGUUGAACAAUUGUAUUGCAAGCAAAUGUUGUUAUUUUGGGGGUGUUUGAUGCAUGGGUAUUAUAGUAAUGGUAGGCUACUAAAAACAUUAUAAUGUAGGCCUAAUGAUAACAUUGGUGAAUAAGAUCAGAUAGCAGCAUGAAUCCUCAUAUUUAUUUUGCUUUUAUUAUAUAGCUUAGGCCUAAAUCAUCAUCAUUUGCAGGACAUGUCUCUCCAUUUCUGUCAUGACUGGUUUAUUCCUGCUACACAACAAAUAGGUUAUUCCAC
This is a messenger RNA of Oncorhynchus mykiss (rainbow trout), 1798 nucleotides long. Its product is annotated as large ribosomal subunit protein bL28m. NCBI's taxonomy places the organism in Eukaryota, Metazoa, Chordata, Actinopteri, Salmoniformes, Salmonidae. Gene Ontology annotation, cellular component: mitochondrial large ribosomal subunit. The record is from RefSeq and is a predicted model, not a curated record. Gene Ontology annotation, molecular function: structural constituent of ribosome.